AUGUCUACCCGCAAGCGCCGCGCCAAGACGCCGCCUGCCGCAUCGAGCUCGCACCGGUCGCCUGCGACCAAGCGGGCAAAGACCAAGCCGGGCCGGGCCAGUCGCAAGACGCCAAGCAGCGGACAGGUCCUCACCGGCGACGCGGCUGUGCUGGCGGGCAUUGCUGCCGAUCACAGCAGCAGCGGCGAGACAGAGUACAGUGAGAUGUUUGGCAUUACGUCGGUGGCGCUGCACAACGGCGCACUGCCCAUCGACCACCACACCUCGCUCUCGCCGGCCUGGAUGGCAAGCCACCCACUGGCCACCAGCGCCCCGCUCGAAUCGCCGCCGCCGACCAUGGUGGCUGCCACCGACAAGGCCGUCAACGUCCUCCGCCGUGCUUCACACGCCCACGAUCUCCCGUUGCCGCCGGUCAUUGACUGGAGCGAGGUCCAUGCCCGCGCCGAGGAGGAGAAGGCCGCAGUUGCCGCCGCCUACGUCGCCGAGCAUCCGGCGAGCGCCGGCCGCUCGGUCGAUGCGCUCUACCGCGCAGCGAUGGCAGCUGCCGACUCUACCGCGCACGAGACUGAUAUCAGCGCCGGUGUUGACAUGGUCUUCAAGGGCGGUGGUGCCAAGGGCAACGUGUUCAUCGGCGCCCUCGGCGCGCUUGUCACCCGUGGGCUUAAGUUUGGUCGGCUCAUCGGCACCUCGGCCGGCGCGUUCAUGGCCACUAUCACCGCCAUUGGCCUCUCGCCGGGCGACGUCCAUCGUUUCGCGCUCUCCAAGCGGCGUGACAACACCGGCAAGAUGGUCUCAGCCAUGCAAGCCAUCACCAUGGACCUCCCGCUGCCGAGCGACGUCUCGCCCGAGCUCCGGUCGUCGUCGCAGCUCGCGCAGGCGCUCAACACCCUCCACAUUCCGCUUGUCCCCGAAGCCGCCGUUGCCGCCGGCAACUCGCUCAUUCUCAAUGCGCUCUUCAACCACUCGCGUGACUUCCGGGUCCUGUUUGGUCUCUACGAGCUCGGUGGCGCCCUUGUCGGCAACGCCCUCGUCGACUACAUCAACGAGGCCAUCCAUACCUACCACCCAAGCCUGGCCUCCGUUCCUGAGCCAACCAUGGCUCAGCUGUACGCUGUCACCGGCGCAGAUCUCACCGUCGUCGCCGCCGAUGUGACCAACGGCGAACGCCUGGUCCUCAACCACCGGACUGCGCCAGACGUGCCUGUCGCCUGGGCCACCCGCAUGUCUAUGGCGCUCAUGGCCGCCUACCGCUUCGUCACCUGGCGCUCCGAGUGGGGCACAUAUCUCGGCGACGACCGCACUGGCGCUGUGGUUGUUGACGGCGGCCUUCUCGAUGUCUUUGCCCUCGAUCUCGUCACCUCGGAGGAUCCGCGCGUCCGCGCCAUGAUGGGCCGCACCGCCCCGGGCUCCGACCACCCGAUCAUCGGCUUCCUCAUCGAGGACGACAUGCCGCUCUCUGCUGCCAUUCACGAGGACUCCUGGCGCCCGCCAAAGCCCUCCCCGCCGUCGCGCGAUGGCCUGCACAACCUCGCUCUGGAGCACCUGGAAAACCUCCUUGAUGCCACCAUGUCCGGGCCGUAUCGCGUCCUCGAGCGCUCCUAUCCGGAACUCAUCUGCCACCUGCCUGCCAAGGGCUACUCUACCAUGGAGAUGGCUAUGACGCCUGCCCGUCUCGAAGCCCUCAUGACUGCCGGUCACGCUGCCACCCUCCGCUUCCUCGACUGUGUCUGGCCGCCGACCAAGUCCACCGCCUCCUCGCCCUCGCCUCCGCGCACCAAGUCCAAGUCCAAGUCCAAGUCCAAGUCCAAGUCCAGAGCAUAA
Molecule: messenger RNA, 1821 nt
Organism: Thecamonas trahens ATCC 50062
Lineage: Eukaryota; Apusomonadida; Apusomonadidae
Exons: 1
Coding region: 1-1821 (606 amino acids)
Biological process (GO): lipid metabolic process
Source: RefSeq, a predicted model, not a curated record